GCGCAGCGAGGUUGCUGUGGUCGACGUCGGAGCUCGCGCCGUUCAGUUAGCGCGGAACGCUCGAGAAGCGAGGAUCGUGCUUGCCUUGGCUGGCUCUCUCGGGUGCUGGUCAGGUAGUUGAGGGGGUGCGCAGAAAGGGAGAGAAGAGGAGAGAGAGAGAGAGAGCGCAAGAGGGUGAAGAAGGGAGACAAUUUUCGCACAUCUUCGCACGCAAAUCCACGUCGGGGCACGCGCUGCUGCGGGACUGUCGCAAAUCGAGAAGAAGAAAGACGGCGGCGAUCGUAGAGGAGCAACACUUUUCGGGCGACGAUCGGGACCCCGGGAGUUUCGGAGCACAGAUGGUGAGAGGAUCGUUACCUGAUAUCGCAGUGACGAUGGCAUCGGGCAGGGAGAUCCAUGGUGCUUUCAGCCUCAUCGUGGACGACGUGGACUCGCACUCGAUCCUCAGCGACGGCUCCGACCUGGACGGUCUGUCGCGCGGAAGCACCUCGCAGAACUCCGUGUCGCAGACGCCGCUGGACAGCCCGGGCGGACCCAGGGAGAGGAUCAAGCAGAUUCAGAUGGAGGCCGAGACGAGACGCGACGAGUUCGCCAGGCUGUUGGAGGAGCACGCGCAGGUGGUGCGCAAGCUGAAGAUGAUGGAGGCGGAGGAGCAGCUGUCGACGACGACGACCGGAAACGUGAUCGACGGCACGCACGCGUGAUUUUACGUGGUCGAGGGAAAAACGGCGCCGAGAGUCGAGGUGCGACCACCAUCGUCGCCACCUCCGCCGUCUCCGUCUCGUCGCGUUUCUCCUUCGUCUGUCCCGUCGACCGCGGCACAUCGCCCGGACGAGCCACCGUCGUCGUCGUCGUCGUCGUGGCCUAUCACGUCGCAAUUUGCGAUUCACGCUCGAGACGCGGACAACACUAACCUCGUCGCUAAACCUCGGGAUUAUUAGCCCUCGGAUGUGAGGACAUCCGUCGAGCACGCGGAGUGCAAGGAAGACGAUGAUCGGGCCACAUCCGAGGGUUAAUCGAAGCGAAGAGGGCUGUACGGACUCGAAACAACUUCUCUCGCUGUUUAUUUCUUCUUUUGUUUCCAUCACGUUUUCUCCCUUUUUUUUCUCUUUUCCCUUCGCUUUGCCGUGCUUCGGGCUGAACUCGAUCGUGCUUCUUUGGUUGUCUAACGAAACGAACAUCGACGGCUUGCAAGUGAAAGCUAAAUUAUUCAAACGCGACGCGCGGAGGAUUGCUCGUUUUAAUCGACGACUAGAUCACCGCGGCUGAACGGAGCGAUUGUUAUUUUUGCAUACAAACAUUCGAAUACAUAAAGAGAGAGAGAGAGAGAGAGAGGUGAGGGAGAGAGAUAGAAGAGAGUGAAGCUUGCUUCGUGCGCUGUUAUACACUGUAAUCAAUUUAUAUCGUUUAAGACUUGAGAUUCGUGAUCGAGCGACAACUCGAUUAGCGGCAAUCAGGCGCUGCGCUAAUCUCGAAGCAAUUUCGACGGUUAUAUAAUUUUGACGAUUUCGAGGUGAAAAUGCGACAUCUCGAAUUGUAAAAGCGACCGAACGAACGAGCGAGCUCGACGCUACGAUUGACCCGGGCGUCGAUCGUAGUGAUCGACCGACGGGAUCCAACACGGAGAUUCGCGAUGGAACCUGGUAAACAAUCAACCUCCCGCGUGGGCGAGAGAGGGAGGGAGGGGGGGGGCAGAGGAGGGGUCGUUCUUACUUAAUUCUCGUUUGCCACAAAGUCUGAAAUACCACUAGACACGACAAUAAUGAGGAACACUCGUGAGAAAGAAAGAGAGAGGGAGAAAAAAAAAAAAAGAAAAGUAACGCACGACGCGCCGGACGUAGUGCGACCGGAUGUUUUGCGUGGAACAAGUGGAACUCCCGCCCGUUCGAACUAGCUCAGCAGCAACGGCUGGCCUAAGCGUAGUACAAAUUUUGCAGUCAAGAGUCUUAAUAAAAAGGCGCGAGCCGAGUGGGCCGAGAGAGUUUCCGGCAUAUAAUCUCAGAAGCUGACGAGCCGCGACGAGACGCGCCGAGCAACGCCGCCGUCGCGUCACUCGCGGGGGGGAAAGAGGGGGAGGGGGGAGGCAGGGUAGAGGGAAUAGUGUCGACGAACACGUUAGCCUACUCUCGACGGGGUACAAGCUUCUACGUUUUAUAGUACCGUAGAGUUGAGUGUUCCAUAACAGUGUGUAAGCUAGUUUUGUAUAUCGUAAAUACACGUGUACGAUAAAGCGGUGUCUGUGUCGGGUCUGACGGAAAAAGGUGAGCACUUCAGGGUGAGCAAAUGGCUUUCUUUCCAUCGACCUUCGUUGAUUAAUCUCCUCUCCGCCAUAAAUCUUUUCGAAUCGACAACGCAAAGCUGCAGUCUCGAAGUUCAAAUUCAAGAGAAGAAAGAAACCUCACUCUUUUGCAAGAGCGUUUCGAGCGAAUUUCGUUUGGAGGACUUCGGGGAUUCAACUCGAAAUACAAUGGUCACGGUGCCAAGAACGAAAAGCUCACGCGAAAUAUUCACGGGGAAACGUUGGGGAAUUCUGAAAGGGGGACGAGCAAACGACGAUGCACCGCGAAGGAAUUGAUCGACGGUGCGCGAGGUAGACGAGCGUAAUCAACGAUAGCGCCAAUCAGUAAUCUAACAGCGAUAUCGAUCGGGUGGACUCACCAACUGUAUACUAGACUACAGUUUCAGUAUAUCGUAAGAAUUAUCGUAAUAUAGACAAGAGAGGAAAGAGACAUUAACUUCGAGAUUAACUUCAAGCCCGACUGUCGGGGUGCGAUCGGCUCCGGGUAUUUCGCAAAGCUGGAAAACAGUGGCUGAGACUAUUGUUAUCACGAACUGAGAAAAACAGUCUAAUAGGCUAAUGACACUCCAUCUCGCCACAAAUUUCACUCCGAGGAGUUAGGGAGUCUGUUAAAAUACGGGCGGGUGGGUCUCUCUCUCUCUCUCUCUCUCUUUCUCCCGAUCGAAAGAGAGAAAGAGAGAAAGAGAGUGAGCGAGAGACGCUCUGCUACUUUUCUACGCGUGCUACGUCAGAUCCGCGUCUAGAUAUUAGACAUUAGGUAUCCUCAUAGGCAUUUAUAGACUUGUAAGCAUGUACGAGUAUAAAGAGAGACACACGUAGAGCCGUGUUAAAUAAUACAGCCCUAGAGCGUAGAGGUGUCUAUUGUUACACAGCGCGCCAGAGUCUACGUCUACUACGGCCCAAUUGGACUCGCGCGCGCGCGCCAAUUGGGCGAUAUCUUUACCGCUUUGAUUAAUUCGUAAAACGUCCCACGUCAAACGAUAAGGCGCGCGAUGACGCUCGUACACGAUAAUCGACCGAGAUGACAAUUGUUCGCGUUGCUCUUUAUAAACUUGGCGGCACGAGGUACACACUACGGGACCGACGGAAGCUUCCAAGGAGGAUGACUGGAAACAGUCCAUUUCUGGUCCGUUGACGGAACCUCAGCUAAUCGUUGAAAAACUGUUUCUGUAAUCUUCGGGGGGAGGGACAGAAAGUUACAAUUAUAUAUUUACCAGCUCCUGGGAAAAUUAUGAAAAUCGAGAUUCAAUAUUCUCUCUUCGAAAACGCAUUUGACAAACGUCGCCGCACGUCAUCGACUGGCGCACUGUGUGAGCAAAGAGGACUGCGUCAGAAUACGUAAGGAAUAGACCGAGUAAUUUUAGCUGCUCAGAGAAACGUAAAAUGCUUUGAAGGAAAUUUCGCGCAGAGGGAAGGGAGAGGGGGAGAAAAGCAAUACUAUGCGAGGCAAUAAUCUCGCCGACACACUCGGGAGGAACGCGGCCCGACGCGACGAACGAGUGCGGGGGAGAAGUUUGCGUCGAUUUUCCGUGCGAGAUUUCCAGGAGCAUUACUAUUACGUUAAGAACGCUACCUACGUACGUGUAUCGUCACCGUAUUGUAGUUUUUACUGUUAUUAUCAUUCGUACGAUUCUACGUGUUAGAAGGCGGCUGUACAUGAUAUAUACAUUUACCACGUUUGUAAUGAAAUGUCGAGAAAAUACGCGAUUUUUAUUUCGUGCGAGCGGGGAAUCGCGAUUCGCGACAGCGAUUUUGUCGGCUCUGCUUUCUACCGUCGCAAUGGCAAAUGGCCAUUUUAAAACUCGACAAGGUGCAGUGUAAUAUUAUAUCACACCGGGUUGAUACAUAAUUGAGAGAACGAGCGAGCGAGAGAGAGAGAGAGAAAAUGAAAGGAGAGAAAGAUUUAUAUGUAAAUUUUGGAUGUAUUAUCGUAUAUACUGUGAGAAUACUGCACACGCUGUUGAGUUUUAAAAAGAAAACCGCUGCUUGACUAAUUAUUUAUAUAGGCUCCUGAAUAAGCGAGAUAAUAAUGUAUGUAAAACGACGGUUGCUACUGGAAAAAAAUAUACAUAUAUUUUAUUGA
Messenger RNA from Odontomachus brunneus, 4382 nucleotides. RefSeq lists its product as uncharacterized. The coding region runs from base 339 to 704 and encodes 121 amino acids. Lineage: Eukaryota; Metazoa; Arthropoda; Insecta; Hymenoptera; Formicidae. The transcript is spliced from 3 exons. The record is from RefSeq and is a predicted model, not a curated record.